CUGGGGUACUCGAAGCUCGUCGUCACCCUCGACAUCAUAUGGAACCUGGCCUUCGUGCUUGUUUCUGUGGUUAUGCUAAUUUGCUCGGCCAGGGAAAAGACCAAUGUGCUUAGGGUUUGGGUGUUCAGCGGGAGUAGAGAGGAUGACAUUCAGAGAGAGGAGGAUGUCAGAAGCGGGCUCUUUGGCAUCUCUAACGUCUCGAGGUCUUCUGAUCACUUCAUACCUUAUAUUGCUACUGAUCUUGAUGAUGUUGUAUCAAAUGAAUAUUUGGCCAUACUUGUUAUGCUAAAGUCUCGUGCUUUGCCUAAGUGCACCAUAUGCAUAAAUGCAAAUUGA
Messenger RNA from Striga asiatica, 336 nucleotides. Lineage: Eukaryota; Viridiplantae; Streptophyta; Magnoliopsida; Lamiales; Orobanchaceae. The record is from the annotation of a GenBank genome assembly.